AUGGUACUGGGGUUAAAUCAACUGAUAAAGGUGUCUGCUUAUAGAUGCUUGAGUCAUUGUUGUGCAAACCCUUUAUGUUUUAUUAGAUUGAGUGUAUUCUCAACUGCGAAUUUUGGGAGUCAGAGUGAGGGGGAAUGUAAAGCCAACAAUAUCAAUGAUGGGUAUGAUGGUUCUGUGGUUCCUGGGGAAUUACGUUUUACAGGAAGUGCCCGUGAUGAUACUUGUAUCCCUCAAAACUUCAAUUUUGGGUGUCUUAACAAUGUUGAGUCGCAUGAGCCCUACCAAGAUGAAGUAGAAGAAGAUCAUGAAGAGGAAGGACAGCAUGGUAGUGAUGAUGAUAGUCUUGAGGUUCUUAGCACCUUUCAAGGCAGUCACAAACAGACAGUAGACAUUAGGAAAUUUGACAUUGACGAGAAUGAAUAUAGACACCCUUUAGUCAGAGAAACUAGCAGGUUAAUUACGCUCAGGUCAGCUUGGGACCCAAAACUGGAAGGAGAAUUGAGGCACUUAUUAAGAAGCCUCAAGCCCCCUCAAGUUUGUGCUGUUUUACGCUCCCAAGAUGACGAGCGUGUAGCUUUGAAUUUUUUCUAUUGGGCUGAUCGGCAGUGGCGUUAUCGACAUAACAUUAUGGUCUACUAUAAUAUGUUGGAAGUCCUUAGCAAGACUAAACUGUGUCAAGGUGCUAGGCGAGUUCUUCGGUUGAUGACCCGCAGGGGAGUUGAGUGUUCGCCUGAAGCUUUUGGGUAUGUGAUGGUGUCAUAUAGUCGUGCAGGCAAGUUAAGGAAUGCCCUUCAAAUUUUGACCUUGAUGCAGAAAUCUGGUGUUGACCCUAAUUUAUCGAUAUGUAACACUGCCAUAUAUGUCUUGGUGAAGGGGAAGAAACUGAAAAAUGCACUGAGGUUCUUGGAAAGAAUGCAACUAAUAGGAAUCAAACCCAAUGCUGUUAGUUAUAACUGCUUGAUUAAGGGGUUCUGUGAUUUAAAUCAAAUUGAGGGUGCAUUGGAGCUUAUCACUAGUAUGCCAUCUAAAGGAUGCAUGCCUGAUAAAGUUAGUUACUAUACUGUGAUGACUUUCCUCUGUAAGGAGAAAAGAAUUGAAGAACUGAAGCAGUUAAUGGAGAAUAUGGUAAGGGACAGUAAAUUAAUACCAGAUCAGGUUACAUAUAAUACACUUAUCCAUGUACUUUCAAAGCAUGGACAUGCAGAUGAUGCUCUUUCUUUUCUAAAGGAAGCAGAAGAGAAAGGUUUUCGCAUUGAUAAGGUUGGGUAUAGUGCAGUAGUUCACUCUUUUGCCAAGAAGGGCAGGAUGGGUGAGGCAAAGAAUUUAGUGAACAAUAUGUAUGUGCAGGGUUGUAUACCUGAUGUAGUGACAUAUACUGCUGUUAUUGAUGGAUUUUGUCACACGGGAAAUGUAGAUGAAGCUAAAAGGAUGAUGCAACAGAUGUACAAACAUGGGUGCAAGCCCAAUACUGUAUCAUAUACAGCUCUGUUGAAUGGCCUCUGUCGAAGUGGAAAGUCAGUUGAGGCAAGAGAAAUGAUAAAUACAAGUGAGGAGCAUUGGUGGAGUCCAAAUGCUGUCACUUACAGUGCUGUCAUGCAUGGGUUGCGGAGGGAGGGGAAAUUAUCUGAGGCCUGUGAUCUGGUCAGGGAAAUGAUUAAAAGGGGGUUUUUCCCAACACCAGUUGACAUUAACUUGCUUCUCCAGUCUCUAUGUCAAGAAGGGAAAAUAACUGAGGCUAAAAGAUUUAUGGAAGAAUGUCUGAAUAAGGGCUGUGCCAUUAAUGCCGUCAACUUUACCUCUGUGAUUAACGGCUUUUGUCAGAUGGGUGACUUAGAUGCUGCUUUGUCUGUGCUUGAUGACAUGUAUUUAAGCAACAAACAUCCUGAUGCAGUCACAUAUACGGCACUAUUUGAUGCAUUUGGGAAGAAAGGUAGAUUGGAAGAGGCUUCUGAACUCAUCAUGAAAAUGCUUAACAAAGGUUUGGUUCCUACUCCGGUAACAUAUAGGACAGUCAUACACCGGUAUUGUCAAUGGGGCAGAGUGGAGGAUUUGUUGAGAUUAUUGGAUAAAAUGCUUGCCAGGCAAACAUUCAGAAUGGCUUACAAUCAGGUUAUUGAGAAGCUCUGUGAUUUUGGGAACCUUGAGGAAGCUGAUAAACUUUUAGGGAAGGUUUUGAGAACUGCUUCAAAACUUGAUGCUAAGACAUGCCAUGUUCUGAUGGAAAGCUAUCUGAGUAAAGGGAUGGCUCUGUCGGCAUAUAAGGUGGCUAGUAGAAUGCUUAGCCGCAAUUUGAUUCCUGACCUUAAGUUGUGUGAGAAAGUGAGCAAGAAACUGACAACGGAUGGUAUGUUGGUGGAGGCUGAUAACCUCAUGUUAAGAUUUGUUGAGCGUGGAUGUAUAAUGCCACAGAAUGGGACUCAUCUGUCGAGUUAAUUUUUGGUUGAAAUUCAAAUGUUGUUCACUUGUUCUUACGUAAUGUUACUGCUGGUUCUUAUGGAUCAAUGUUGAAAGUUUUUUUCCCCCCUCUGCUAUGCGUUUCCCGCAUUGAAGAUGAAACAAUUGGGAGCGGAUGCCCUUUAUUGAACUGUUGAAGGAUCUCUCAAAGUUUCUUGGUGCAAACGUUAAUAAAUAAGUAUAAUGGUGCCUAUCAUAAGAACAAUGAUGCUUUACUUAGAUUCAUACAUUCCCCUUGCAAAGAGCGUAGACGAUGAAUUUGGCUUUGUAUAUGCCUGACCUGGGCGAAGGAGUUGUCAGGUCAAGUGUAUCAAGCUAUGCUCACAUGGAGAUGUGCUUUGAGGGCUGCCUUGAGAAUGCAAUGUAGAGAAUACAGCUGCAAAGAAUAAUUGUCGGUUGGCAGAGACAAGAGCAAUGUUGGUUUUUGCUGACUGUUAGGAGAAACCAAGAGCUCUUGAUUUCUUGACAUGUUAAAAAAAUGUCGGGAACCUUUUUACUUCCAUGUUGGUAGAAGCACGCUUGAUGGCAUCAAAUAGUUGAGUGGAUAAUCAUGAAGAUCCCAUUGUGGUGAUGAAGAAAAACGAAGAUGAUGGAUGUUCCUUGUGGAUGACAAUAAUGGGUCCAAACAUAAUUUUGGUGACAGGAUGAUGGCAUUGAAGCUUUUGACCCAACCUUGUGUCAAAUGGCUUUUGUACUCUCACCUCUAUUACUUUCAUCUCUUCAGCUUCAGAGUUAUGAACAUCAACCUCGGAUGAUGUGAGAAUGUAAUAAUUCUUUUUGGACCAGCUUCCAAAAAUAUUGAUGAUAUUGGAAUCAGUUUUUCCUACAAUUCCUCUGUAUUUGGUUGGAUACUUUGUAUAGUUAAAGCCUUGAAGGUAGGAGAACUUUCUGGUCCAAUAA
Messenger RNA from Neltuma alba, 3354 nucleotides. RefSeq names its product pentatricopeptide repeat-containing protein At3g04760, chloroplastic-like. Gene Ontology annotation, biological process: mitochondrion organization; RNA processing. The transcript has 3 exons. Lineage: Eukaryota; Viridiplantae; Streptophyta; Magnoliopsida; Fabales; Fabaceae. The record is from RefSeq and is a predicted model, not a curated record. Gene Ontology annotation, cellular component: mitochondrion. The coding region runs from base 1 to 2433 and encodes 810 amino acids. Gene Ontology annotation, molecular function: mRNA binding; protein binding.